Messenger RNA from Rotaria sp. Silwood1, 4469 nucleotides. Lineage: Eukaryota; Metazoa; Rotifera; Eurotatoria; Philodinida; Philodinidae. The record is from the annotation of a GenBank genome assembly.
UGUUGGUAGUAUAUCCGCAAAUUAUUUUUCAUUGAAAAUGUUUACAAACAAAAUAGAAUUCAUAUGGAUGAACAGAAGAAAACAUGGACUACUUUUAGAAAUUGAAAUUUUUUAGAAGGUAAACUCAUUAUGAAGUAACUUUUCUAUUUUACGAUAGAUAGGACUUGAUAUAUAUGUCAACUUUCUAUCUUCGUAUUUAAUUGAAAAGCUUUUUGUAAACUAUAACAUUAGAUCAUUGAGACAUUUGUUUCCCAAGAUAAUUUUCAAAAAUUAUCGCUGGCUUGAGAGCGUUGUCCUAAUGAUCUAAUGUCGUAGUUCAAAAAAAGAUUUCUUCAAGUAAAUAUGGAGAUCAAGAGUUAACAUAUGCAUUAUAUCAUAUCUAAUGUAAGAUAGGCAAGUUACUGUAUAGAAAAUUUACCUUCGAAAAACUUCAUUUCCUACAAAGGUAGCUCGAAUUUUCUCUUAUUCGUCCACAUGAACUUCAUUUUGAGUUUGUAAACAUUUUCAGAGAAAAUUAAUUUGAUUUCGAAAUCAUACGUUGAAAUUUGAAUAUCUCGAUCUGUGUAUACACUACGGACAGGUCUUAUUUUAAAUUCUAGAUCAUUUCAGAUUCAAAUGACUGUAGACUUUUCUUUUGCAUAGUUGAAAAACAAAAAUCAAGAAAAAACCCUAGUUUUAGUACUAUCUAAAGUCGACAUUGCUGUAUUUUCUUUUUUAUAAAGUCAAUUAAAACUUUCAAGCAUUUUUCGUCUUGGAUACAUAACGAUUUUUGAAGAUGAAACUAAUCUUCUUUAAAAAUAAUGUUCUUUCUCAUUCAUAGUAUGAUGGACACAUGACCUGUGUUUUCCUCUCUCGAUCCACACAAGAUCGAGCUCGAUAAUUGUUUGCAUUAUAAAAAUAGAAAGAUUUUACUAAUGCUUACUCACCCAUAUUUUUUCAAACUUUGAGUAGCUAAGAAAUUAAUUCUUCUGUAAGGUUAAUUAAUUUUCGGAAAUUUUUUUCCUGCUCAUAAUAUCAUCGUGAACCAUACAUUGCAUUUAUUUUGAUCAUAAUGUGUCAUUAUUUUUAGUUAAUCAUAUUCAAACUUUAUUUUAUUUGUUUUUCUGUCGAAAUAAUUUUUUGAAUUCAAAUUAGUCAAGCAAAAAGAAUUUUAAGAUGUUUAAGUAAAUUCACUUUGAAAGUCAUCAAUUAUCAGCAUGAUCUGUACUCUGAGAGACAUAAUCAUCGUCAUUAUGAUCUUUCAGUUGCUCUUCAAUCAUUGCCACAUGAAUAUCGACCUUUGUCAACUUUAUUUCAUUUUGUUUGAUAUGAUUUUUGUCCCUGCCUGCUUCCGUUGUGUCUAAUUCGAAAAUCCUUUUUGGACGCAAACAGUUAUCAAUAUCUGUCUUGCGUAGCUUGAUAGAGGAAAAGAUAGGCUAUCUGCUCAUCAUAUUAUAGAUGAGAAAUCGCAUUGGUUUUGAAGAAGAUUCGAUUUACCUUUAAAACUCAUUAUGUGUCCAAGACGAAAAAAUGGUUAAAAGUUUCAUUGACUUUAUUUAAAAAAAUAGAGCAAUAUCGACUCUAGAUAAUACUGUAAGGAGAACUUUUUCUUGGGUUUUGUUUUUUAAUAAUUCACAUAAUACCUACGAUCACUAAAUUCUGAAGUGAAUUAUAGUUAAUUUAGCAGUAAGAGCGUUCAUUUGACUCGAAUAUGAUCCAUCUCCUUUAGUUACAGUACACGGUCUUCGUAUCUAUGUUCAUGUAUGCGUUUUGGCGGUUUUCCUCAGAGUAAAGAGUUCGAGAUUUGCUGCUUAAAUACAUAUAAAAACUUACUUGAAAGAUUAGUAUAAUUUUUGCAAUAUUGUACAUUUAUGAAAAUAUUCACGCACUAAACAUUGCAAUAUGAGUAAUCAUGCAUGGAUUAUGAUAUGUAAUGAUUAAUUGAAUUUUGCUGAUUACUACUUUCACUUCAUUCAAUUUGUUACUAUGGGUAGUGAAAAAAAAAUUUGAUUUUGAAAAAUAAAUUUAUUAUGACAAAAUAUUGGUCGAAUAAAUAAGAUUUUGAAAGUUCUUUGACUUUGUUUUUGCUUAAUUCCACAUAAAUAAACAGUUCGAUGUUGAUUACUUAUUGCUAUGAAUGCUUUUCAUUGAAAACGAAAAUCUUUUUAUUUGAAUUCUUUUUAAAUUUAGACAAACAUCCUUAUUGGAAUAAUGUUCCAACAGGACGUACAAGUAUUGAAGAUCCUCCACAACUUGAAUAUGAUGAACAUCAUAUUGAUUUAAUUGCUGAUCAAGAAGGUGCCGAUAUACGGCAACAACUUGGUUUUGACGAUGAACAACAAGAUUUGAAUUUCAUUGGUGAUGAAAAUAUUAGCGGCGAUUCAUAUGAUAAUGGCAUAGCAUUGAAUUCAAAUAAAAAUCGAGGAUUAAUCAAAGGAAAUAUAACAUCAGAUGGAAUUAUCGAUGAUGACUUUGAAUCAGAAUUAGGUGGAAAUGAACAAACAGAAUUACAUGAUACAGAAGAUGUUGAUUAUCAAUUAAUGACAAAAAUAGCUGAAUAUGGAAUUAUUGAAUGUUGUGGUGAUGAUAAAUUUGGUCGAAAAACAAUUGUUUUUUCAGCAUGUCGUUUGCCGAAUGAAGAGCUUAUUAGAAACAGUGAAUUUAAAACAGUUAUUAAAUUCCGUGAAUGUUUAUUUAAAUAUUUUUUACAAGCAUUUGAUCAAUAUGUUGAUAUGGAUUAUGUUCUGAUUUAUUUUCAUUAUGGAUUACGUUCAUAUAAUCGACCAUCAUAUGGAUGGUUAAUGAAAUCCUAUCUUAAAAUUGAUCGAAAAUACAAGAAAAAUUUAAAAGCACUUUAUGUAGUACAUCCAACAAAAUGGGUUAAAUUUCUUUGGCCAGUUCUUCGUUCAUUAAUAAGUGCAAAAUUCUCGCGUAAAGUAACUUACAUUAAUCAUCUUGGUCAACUUGAAGAGUAUGUUCAUCUUGAAAAUAUUCGAAUACCUGUUGAAGUUAAAAAUUUUGAUCCUGUUAUUCGUUUGGCAUCACCAACGAAUAAAAUACGACCGACAACAAAAUUUCAUGUUUCACUUCAAUUUGUUCUAGAGAAUGAACCAGGUGAAACUGUACCAAUUGUUGUUCGACAAACAAUUGAGUAUAUUAAAAAUUGUGGACUUAAUGAACCAGGAAUUUUUCGACGAGCUGCAGCUGUUUCAUUGAUUAAACAAAUACAACAGAAAUAUAAUGAAGGUCAACCAGUUAUAUUCGAACAGUAUGGUGAUGUUCAUUUAGCAGCAUGUGUUUUAAAAACAUUUUUACGAGAUUUAUCUGAACCAUUAAUGACAUAUCGUUUAUAUCCUGAACUUCUUGGUCUCUCAGGUACACUUAAACGAUUUGAUCAAGUUGAUGUUAUUCGAGAUCUUAUUAUUGAAAAAUUACCAACACAGAAUUAUAAUGUUUUAAAAUAUUUGAUUGAAUUUUUAAAUUUGGUGGCUAAUUAUUCAAAUACAAAUCUGAUGACGACGACGAAUUUAUCGAUUGUUUUUGGACCUAAUUUAUCAUGGUCCGAAGAUGUUCAAAUGAAUACGUUGGCUAACUAUGCACUUAUUAAUACACUAUUACCACGCAUAAUCAAUGGUGGUAUAGCCGGUAUUGUUGGUGUUAUAUGUGUAUUUCCAUUAGAUUUAGUUAAAACUCGAAUGCAAAAUCAAUCAAAAAUGGUUGGUCAACCACCACUUUAUAAAAAUAUUUUUGAUUGUGCUGUAAAAACAUUUCGAAGUGGUGGUUUUCGUGGAAUGUAUAGUGGUUCUGCAGUCAACAUUUUAUUAAUAACACCAGAAAAAGCAAUUAAACUUGUUGCGAAUGAUGGCUUUCGCUAUGCAUUAAAAACCAAGGAUGGAUCACUUCCUAUGCAUCGACAAAUUCUAGCUGGUGCUGGUGCUGGUACAUGUCAAAUUGUUGUAACAACACCAAUGGAGUUACUUAAAAUUCAACGACAAAUGGCAAAAUCAAAAGAUUCAACUCUUUCACCUAAUGCUCGACAAUUAGCAAUACAAUUAUAUCGUGAAAAAGGUAUACUUGGUUUAUAUAAAGGUGUUGGUGCAACAUUUACUCGUGAUGUUAUUUUUUCAAUGAUGUAUUUUCCUUUAUUUGCUUACUUUAAUGACAAAGGAAAAACACCAGGUAAUAAUCAAGUACCAUUUUAUCAUUCAUUUGGAUCAGGUAUUGUUGCUGGUGCUAUUAGCGCUUUUCUAGCAACACCAUUCGAUGUUGUCAAAACUCGUUUACAAACAUUAGAAUAUAAACAUCGUUAUUCAGGUAUCAUCGAUUGUGCUACAAAAAUCAUGAAGGAAGAAGGUUCAAGUGCCUUUUUUAAAGGUUCACUUCUACGUGUCAUGGUUAUUGCACCUUUAUUUGGUAUUGCACAAAUGGUUUACUAUUUAGGCAUUGCUGAAGCUAUGAUGGGUCUUAAACCAUUGGGUAGUGUGAGCUAA